Messenger RNA from Scleropages formosus (Asian bonytongue), 2437 nucleotides. Its product is annotated as matrilin-2-like. The record is from RefSeq and is a predicted model, not a curated record. The coding region runs from base 1 to 1998 and encodes 665 amino acids. Lineage: Eukaryota; Metazoa; Chordata; Actinopteri; Osteoglossiformes; Osteoglossidae. The transcript is spliced from 11 exons. Gene Ontology annotation, molecular function: calcium ion binding.
AUGGAUUUUGUGUUCAUCAUCGACAGCUCGCGCAGCGUGCGCCCGCGCGAUUACGAGAAGGUGAAGGCCUUCAUCGAGAGCGUACUGCAAUUCCUGGAUGUGGAACACGAGGCCACGCGCGUCGGCCUGCUGCAGUACGGCAGCGUGGUGCAGAACGAGUUCUCCCUCAAGACCUUCCAGAGGAAGGAGGACAUCCAGCGAGCCGUGAGGGACAUGAGCCACCUGGCCAGCGGCACCAUGACGGGCCUCGCCAUCCAAUACGCCAUGGAUGUGGCCUUCACGGAGGCUGAGGGCGCGCGGCCGGCACACGCCCGCGUGCCGCGCGUCGCCAUGGUGAUCACCGACGGCCGGCCGCAGGACACGGUGGACGAGGUAGCCGACAGGGCGCGGGCCGCCGGUAUCCGGAUCUACGCCGUAGGUGUGGGACGGGUGGACAUGAACACGUUACGAGCCAUCGGCAGCCAACCCCACACCGAGCACGUCUACCUGGUGGCCAACUUCAGCCAGAUGGAAAGUCUCACAGCCAUCUUCCAGGCCAAGCUGUGCGCAGACAACGACCCGUGUUCCACGGUCGACCACCAGUGUGAGCAUGGCUGUGUGAGCACCCCCGUCUCCUAUGCGUGCCGGUGCAGGGAAGGCUACACCCUCAACCCUGACAACAAGACCUGCCGUGAGCAGGAAGCGUGCGCUGUGGUGGAACACGGGUGCGAGCACAUCUGCGUCAACCUGCCCGGAUCCUACGAGUGUCGCUGCCGGAAUGGAUACGAGCUCAACGAGGAUGGAAAGAGCUGCCGUAGGAUUGACUACUGUGACCUGGGAGAGCACGGCUGUGAGCACGACUGCGUCAGCACCGCGGAUUCCUACGUGUGCCGGUGCAAGAAGGGCUUCGUCCUCAAUGCUGACAGCAAGAGCUGCGGGAAAACAAACAGAUGUGCGCUGGGUUUGCACGGCUGCCAUCACGAGUGUGUGAACACCGAAGAGUCCUUUAUUUGUCGUUGCCGUAGGGGCUACGCCCUGAACCCUGAUGGAAAAACCUGUACAAAAACAGACCAGUGUGCGCUGGGUUCGCAUGGCUGCCAUCACGAGUGUGUGAACACCGAGGAUUCCUUUGAGUGUCGAUGCCGUGGGGGCUACGCCCUGAACCCCGAUGGAAAAACCUGUACAAGUUUGGACAUGUGCAGCACGCUGGACCACGGCUGUGAGCACCUGUGUGUUGGGACACACGACUCAUUUGUGUGCCGCUGCUUUGAGGGAUACAUCCUGGAGGAGGAUGGCAGGAGGUGCAAACGGUCCGCUUGCGGGGAGAUGGACCUGAUUUUCGUGAUCGACGGCUCCAAGAGCCUGGGUGCGGCCAACUUCGAGCUGGUGAAGCGCUUUGUCGGCGCCAUUGUGGACUUUCUGGACGUGUCCCCCCUGGCCACGCAGGUAGGGCUGCUGCAGUACUCCACCAAGGUGCGCGCCGAGUUCACCCUGGGCCAGUUCUCCUCGGGCCUCGCUGUCAAGGAGGCCGUCUCCCGCGUGCAGUACAUGGGCCGCGGCUCCAUGACGGGCUCCGCCCUGCGCCACAUGGUUGAGCUCAGCUUCUCCGCAAGGGAGGGGGCACGACCCGGUGUCUCCCGCGUGAGCAUCGUCUUCACCGAUGGCCGGUCCCAGGAUGAUGUCUCCAAAUGGGCUGCCAAGGCGCAUGCCGCCGGUAUCACCAUGUAUGCAGUUGGGGUGGGAAAGGCCAUAGAGGGAGAACUGCGGGAAAUUGCCUCGGAGCCUGACGACAUGCACCUCCACUACGCCAAGGACUUCAGGCGCAUGGACCAGGUCGCGGACAAACUGAAGUCUCGGAUAUGUGCAGGAACAGAACAAAACCCCCAAGAGCGGUGCAGGUGCGAGAGCAUGGUGGCUUUCCAGAACCAGGCUGCAGAGCAGCUGAAGAAACUCACCCUCAGACUGGAGCUCAUGUCCAAGAAGCUGGAGACCCUGGAAAAUCUCUUGGGACACAACUGAAGAGCCGUCCAGCAGCUGUUGUGUUAAGGAAUAUUGCUGAUGCAAAACCCAUAAAGGCAUUUGCCUUGAGCAGGGUACUUACCUUGUAUAUUCUGCUUAGAGAAGGUAAAAUGAACAGUGGGUGGAAGGUAGUAGGCAUUACACAAACUCUGGUAAAGGGGUAUUAUAAUGUGAAGUCAUUUAACCCAACAUACAUAUUUGAAUGUUAAAGUUAUAAAUCAUCUAGCAAGUUGCUACAUUGACUUCUAAACACCUACAGCCUUUUGUGUAAAUUAUAUUUGUUCUUGGACAUGAGCUGAAGAACAGCUUGUCUAUUUUUGGUCAUGCAUUUUUAAACCAGUACAAUUUAAUCCAUUAUCAGGGCAGUUUGUAAUCAGACCUUCGUGAAUGUGUAUUCAUAGACUUUUACAGAUCUAGACCACCUGGUACACGCCUGCAA